GGCUGUUUUGUUACGGAUAGCAGCAGCCAAUUAAGGCAGGAAUUACAAACCAUAUUGUACCUACCUUAUGUACUAUGGAUGUAACACAGAUGGCGGAACAACCCCAACUACCCCCCACCAAGUUGAAGUCUUCCAAUGCGUAACAGGAAAGAACAAAAACUACAACUAAAAUCAACCAUCACGUAACUCAUUCCUUUUAACCUAACUCAUUACCUUUGGCCUCAAUCCCUACCUGCUUAGUUCAUUUUCCGUCUAGCGGAUGCUCACCUUCCUUAUCGCGGAUAAAACAAUCUUUUCGUUCAUAGUAUUAUUGUUGUCUUUCUUAACGACCACAUUUGCCAAACCGAAUUCCGAUCCCACUAUGGCGAUGCGCCGAGCUCCACCGUUGCUAUUCCCAGCUGCCGCCAAGCACACAGCUACCGUCAUUUUCAUCCACGGAUUGGGUGAUAACGGGUACGGAUGGGCAUCGGCAGUAGAGAACUGGAGACGGAGACAGAGAUUGGAUGAGGUCAAAUUCAUCCUGCCCCAUGCCCCGCGCAUCCCGGUUACGGCUUCGGGCGGAAUGUCUAUGCCUGGGUGGUACGAUAUCUUUGCACUCACUGGCAAAAUAGACGAUAUCAAAAGGCAUCAAGAUGAGAAUGGUAUCAUGCAGAGUAGAGAGUACUUCCACGGGCUGAUCCAAGCCGAGAUCGACUCUGGGAUACUCCCUAGCCGCAUCGUACUCGGCGGCUUCUCACAAGGCGCUGCUAUGUCCCUCUUUUCUGGCUUGACGGCCAAGUUCAAGUUGGCCGGCAUAGUCUCACUUUCGGGCUACCUACCCUUAGACUCAAAGCUUGACGAUCUUCUCAAAGAGGACGAUCACAACCAUCAAACACCAAUCUUAAUGUGUCAUGGAGAUGAGGAUGCAGUCGUACCGACGAACUUGGGCAAGAUGUCUUACGAAUCGCUGAAGAGCCGUGGUUUCGAUGUGACGAUGAAGAUAUAUCCGGGGCUGCCUCAUUCGGCCUGUAUAGAGGAACUCGACGAGGUUGAGGCUUUCUUGAAGGCUCGUCUCCCGCCUCAAGACAACAAGACGGAACUGUAAAAUCGAUAAAACUGGGGAAGUGGAUAUUCAAUGCGAUAGAGACUAUUACGGCACUAAUUCUACGAGGUGGUUCGCAAUGACGUGCAAGUAUAGAUGGUGUCCGUUGCGUAUUGGACGAUAGAGACGCCUUACAGUGCAAAUCAGACUAAUUGGAGGCCAUAGUAUGAAUAUAAAUAUGAUUGGACGACGGCCUGAUUUACUACUUAGACGUCAGACUCGAGAUACAUGUAUGGGAGGUAGGUAGUCGGCAGGUUAUGGAGGGAUAUGUUAGAAUUCUUAGCCAAAUUUACAAAAUUCAUCAUAAAGCUUCAAUGCAC
Molecule: messenger RNA, 1401 nt
Organism: Daldinia decipiens
Lineage: Eukaryota; Fungi; Ascomycota; Sordariomycetes; Xylariales; Hypoxylaceae
Product: Phospholipase/carboxylesterase
Exons: 4
Coding region: 260-1084 (274 amino acids)
Biological process (GO): protein depalmitoylation
Cellular component (GO): cytoplasm
Molecular function (GO): carboxylic ester hydrolase activity; palmitoyl-(protein) hydrolase activity
Source: RefSeq, a predicted model, not a curated record